AACUUCCACUGUCACCUCUGGACCGAGAGCAGCAUGUCCUCAGUUCUCACAAGCACCCAUAAGCGCGGAUUAUUAUUCCUCCAUUUAACCGAGGAGAAGACAGGAGCCUAAGCUUUGCGUGCAUGCCGUGAGUCCCAACAGUGGUGUUCGGCUCUGCGAAAGUAACCCACCAGGCUCCUAUGUCCAUGAGAUUCUCCAGCGGGAUUCUUUACCACUAGUGCCACUUGGGAAACACAAGCAACAUGCCUCGUGGCAUCAAAUCAGGAACUGGCGGACAAGGGUCCCAACUCGGUUCUUUGGACACCAAAGUCAGCGCUCAGGAACCGCGGGCCUUUCCAAGUAAAUGUCCGGAAGAGGGGCGCCGCCCUGCAUCUGCUUCGGCAGACUAACGACCACCACAGCUCUGCUGCCCCUUCUGUCGGGGAGAGAUCGCCAGUCUCCGAGGGCUCACGCUGGUGACGCAGGCGCUGCGCCGGAAGUGUGAGCCUUAGGUUCCCGAGCUCCGCUAUGGCGGCUGCGGCUGCACGCUGGAACCAUGUGUGGGUUGGCACCGACACUGGCAUCCUGAAAGGAGUGAACCUUCAGCGCAAACAGGCGGCGAACUUCACAGCGUCAGGACAGCCGCGGCGCGAAGAGGCGGUGAGCGCCCUGUGUUGGGGUGCGGGCGGCGAGACACAGAUCCUGGUGGGCUGUGCCGAUGGGACAGUGAAGCACUUCAGCACCGAGGAAGGCAGGUUCCAGGGCCAGAGGCAAUGUCCUGGAGGGGAGGGCACGUUCCGAGGCCUCGCCCAGGUCGACGGCACCCUCAUCACAUGUGUGGAUUCUGGGAUUCUUCGAGUCUGGCAUGACAAGGACAAGGAGGCAUCCUCUGACCCACUCCUGGAACUGAGGGUGGGCCCUGGGGUAUGUAGGAUGCGCCAAGACCCAGCACGCCCCCACAUCGUUGCCACAGGUGGGAAGGAGAAUGCUCUGAAGGUGUGGGACCUGCAGGGGUCUGAGGAGCCUUUGUUCAGGGCCAAGAAUGUACGGAAUGAUUGGCUCGACCUGCGGGUUCCCAUCUGGGACCAGGACAUACAAUUCCUCCCAGAGUCACAGAAGCUUGUCACCUGUACAGGGUACCACCAGGUCCGUGUCUAUGAUCCAGCCUCCCCUCAGCGCAGGCCAGUCCUUGAGGCCACCUACGGAGAGUACCCACUGACAGCCAUGACCCUGACUCCUGAGGGCAAUUCAGUGAUUGUGGGGAAUACUCAUGGGCAGCUGGCAGAAAUUGACCUUCGACAAGGGCGCCUGCUGGGCUGUCUAAAGGGACUGGCGGGCAGCGUCCGAGGGCUGCAGUGCCACCCUUCAAAGCCCCUACUAGCCUCCUGUGGUUUGGACAGAGUCUUGAGGAUACACAGGAUCCGGAAUCCACGGGGCCUGGAGCAUAAGGUCCCUCAUCUCUUGCAGGUUUAUCUCAAAUCUCAACUGAACUGCCUUCUCCUGUCAGGCAGGGAUAACUGGGAGGAUGAACCGCAAGAGCCUCAAGAGCCCAACAAGGUGCCCUCAGAAGACACAGAGACAGAUGAACUUUGGGCUUCCUUGGAGGCAGCUGCCAAGCGGAAGCUCCCCAAUUGGGAGCAGACCCAAGGCGCUCUCCAAGCCAGACGGAGAAAGAAGAAACGGCCUGGGUCCACCAGCUCCUGAAGAGCUUGUGCUCACUUUGUAAAUAAACACCUUAAAAACGUA
Cervus elaphus (red deer) is the source of this 1725-nucleotide messenger RNA. It is a transcript of the gene WDR74, whose product is annotated as WD repeat domain 74. Lineage: Eukaryota; Metazoa; Chordata; Mammalia; Artiodactyla; Cervidae. Gene Ontology annotation, cellular component: preribosome, large subunit precursor; nucleolus. The transcript is spliced from 13 exons. Bases 508 to 1683 code for a protein of 391 amino acids. Gene Ontology annotation, biological process: ribosomal large subunit biogenesis. Gene Ontology annotation, molecular function: protein binding. The record is from RefSeq and is a predicted model, not a curated record.